AAAAUGAGUGCAUCGAAACGCCCGUGCAAAUCAGCUCUGCAAAACUUGCAGUGCAUGUACAAUUUGACUAGUAAAGUAGCCCUAGAUAUAUCUUUUUGGCGCUAGCUUGAGCUAUUUCACACCACUAUUUACUUACCUCUUCUUUUCUUACCGAUCAUCAGCUAUCACAAACCCUAAACUUUUCUUCUUUCCUCUCAAAACCUAACCUUCUAUCUCUUAUUCAUCUUCUUCUUCUUCCAAAAUGAGCCUAGACGAAAACGUCUCCAUGGACUUGCAAGUUCAACCCUCAGAGCAUCUCUGCUAUGUUCGCUGCAACUUCUGUAACACUGUUCUUGCGGUUGGGAUUCCAUGCAAACGGUUGCUGGAAACAGUGACAGUGAAAUGUGGCCAUUGCGGUAACCUCUCUUUUCUCAGCCCGAGACCUCAACAGCCAGCUCCCUGUUACCAAAUGAGCAUGACUUUUCAGGAGAAGCAGAGCUUUUGCAAUGAUUUGAAACUGGGCAAUUCCUCAUCAUCCUCUUCAUCGACUUCCAGUGAGCCAUUGUCCCCCAAAGCACCAUUUGUUGUAAAACCACCUGAGAAGAAACACCGGCUUCCAUCAGCCUACAACAGGUUCAUGAAGGAGGAGAUACAGCGCAUCAAAGCGACCAAUCCUGAGAUACCACAUCGAGAAGCCUUUAGCACUGCAGCCAAAAACUGGGCUAGGUACAUUCCUAAUUCACUAUCCGGGUCUGGUUCUGGAAGCAGCAACAAUGAAUGAAGUAAUCAUGUUUAAUCAACAAUGCUGAGACACAGUGGAAUUGCAAGGGCUCCUGAAGCACUUGAAAAAUCAGUUUGUUGAUUUGGUUAUUUUCUUAUUAUCAUGCACUUCAUUUUAUGUUGAUUUGGUGAUACUGUUGUUUUUUAUAAGCUCUGCAUGAGAACUAGUUAAUUUGGAAGUGUUUAACGUUUGACAUUAUUAAAAUUAUGAGUACGCUAGCUGUUCAUCUUAUCA
Molecule: messenger RNA, 994 nt
Organism: Mangifera indica (mango)
Lineage: Eukaryota; Viridiplantae; Streptophyta; Magnoliopsida; Sapindales; Anacardiaceae
Product: protein CRABS CLAW-like
Exons: 7
Coding region: 242-760 (172 amino acids)
Biological process (GO): multicellular organism development; floral meristem determinacy; style development
Cellular component (GO): nucleus
Source: RefSeq, a predicted model, not a curated record